Molecule: messenger RNA, 873 nt
Organism: Aspergillus melleus
Lineage: Eukaryota; Fungi; Ascomycota; Eurotiomycetes; Eurotiales; Aspergillaceae
Product: putative metallo-beta-lactamase domain protein
Exons: 3
Coding region: 1-873 (290 amino acids)
Biological process (GO): secondary metabolite biosynthetic process
Source: RefSeq, a predicted model, not a curated record
AUGGUCAUGGCUGCGCAACUCGUUCCCUUACCGGAGGUGGAGAGACUCAGUUCCUCGGUGGUGAGGAUCUUAGGUGGAAACCCGGGCAAGGUUGGAACAAACACAUACUUGGUCGGCCGAGGACAUCAACGGAUUCUCAUCGAUACGGGUGAAGGCAAACCCUCCUGGGCGUCGCAACUCCAAGCUUUACUGUCACAAGAGAAUGCCACCGUGCAGGAAGCGCUCAUUACGCAUUGGCACGGAGAUCAUGUCCAUGGGAUCCCAGACUUGCGGAAAAUUUGUCCCAAUGCGACAAUCUACAAGCGCGAUCCGGAAGACGGCGAGAUUGAUAUCGAGGAUGGUCAGAUUUUCAGAGUGGAUGGAGCUACGCUGAGGGCGAUGCACACGCCUGGGCACACCGCUGAUCACAUGGCUUUCGUUCUCGAGGAAGAGGAUGCUAUCUUCACCGGAGACAAUGUUCUGGGCCACGGGACUGCCGUUUUCGAAGAUCUGAGCGUGUACUUGUCUAGUCUGCAGAGAAUGCAGAAUCGCGUUGGCGGCCGCGGGUAUCCUGGUCAUGGAGCGGUGAUUGAGAACGCCACGGCCAAGGUCACGGAAUACAUCAGACAUCGACAGCAACGCGAGAAUGAAGUGAUUCGAGUCCUACGAUACGGCAAACUUGACGUGUCCGACCACGAACGAUCGCCCGAACGGAAGCCAUCCAUGACGCCCCUCGAACUCGUCAAAGUGAUCUAUCGAGAUGUUCCGGAAAGCCUCCAUCUGCCUGCGUCACACGGGGUCCUGCAGGUGCUGAUGAAACUAGAGGUCGAAGGGAGGACAGUUCAUGACACGGAGACGGGAAAAUGGAGACUAGCAGGGAAGUCUACGCUAUGA